Poecile atricapillus (Black-capped chickadee) is the source of this 7016-nucleotide messenger RNA. RefSeq names its product erythrocyte membrane protein band 4.1 (gene EPB41). The coding region runs from base 172 to 3606 and encodes 1144 amino acids. NCBI's taxonomy places the organism in Eukaryota, Metazoa, Chordata, Aves, Passeriformes, Paridae. The transcript has 26 exons. Gene Ontology annotation, biological process: cortical actin cytoskeleton organization. Gene Ontology annotation, cellular component: plasma membrane; cytoskeleton. Gene Ontology annotation, molecular function: structural molecule activity; actin binding. The record is from RefSeq and is a predicted model, not a curated record.
ACUCGGCUUUGGGACUCGAGGGGUUUUUCUGGUGGGUGCAUGGGUUUUCCGUGUCUAGCUGGAACUGCUUUUUAACCAGUGUCUCUUCUUUCUCUUCUAUCUACUGCCCCACGAUGGAUUUUGGUGUCUCACCUGUGUGCUUGGGCUGGCUGUCUCAUCUCUGGCAUCAUCAUGACAACAGAAAAGAGCCCAGCAGCCGACGCUGACAGCUCGGAGCAGCAGCAAGCCAAGGAGGAGGAAGGAGCUGCUGAAACACAGAAGCAAGAGGCUUCCCUGGAAGAAGGGGCUCAACCAACACCAGAGGGGGAGCCCCAGAGGCAGAAGGCCUCCAACGGAGACACCCCCACACACGAGGAGCAGAGCAAGAAGGAACGUCGCACCUCUGAGGGCCGGGGUCUCUCCCGCCUCUUCUCCUCCUUCCUCAGGAGGCCCAAGUCUCAGGUAUCCGAAGAGGACAAAGACAGUGAUGCUCCUAAAGAGGCGGGAGGUGACCAGAAAGAUGCAGGAUUAGAAGACAUCCUAGUGAAAGCCCCAAUUGCAGCUCCUGAGCCUGAGCUCAAAACAGACCCAUCACUGGAUCUCCAUUCUUUGAGCAGUGCAGAAACACAGCCUGCUCAGGAGGAGAGGAGGGACGACCAGGAGCCAGAGGGAAGAGACCUCGAGGACAGGGAAGAAGGGGAAGCAAAGGAAGAGGGUGCCAAGCCAGAGUCUCUGGGGACUAAAGCAGACAAGGAUUUGAAAGCUGCCCAAAAAGCAGUGAAAAGACACAGAAACAUGUACUGCAAAGUCGUCUUGCUGGAUGACACCAUUUUUGAGUGUUCUCUGGAUAAACAUGCCAAGGGACAGGAUCUUCUUAAAAAAGUCUGUGACCACCUCAAUCUGCUGGAAGAAGACUACUUUGGUUUGGCCAUAUGGGACACACCAACCUCCAGGACAUGGCUGGAUCCUGCCAAAGAAAUAAAAAAGCAGGUUCAUGGAGGCCCCUGGGAUUUUACCUUCAAUGUCAAGUUUUAUCCACCAGAUCCUGCCCAGCUAACAGAGGACAUCACGAGGUAUUACCUGUGUCUGCAGCUUAGACAGGACAUCCUUACAGGGCGGCUGCCCUGCUCCUUUGCCACCUUGGCUUUGCUGGGCUCCUACACGGUCCAGUCAGAGUUGGGAGACUAUGAUCCUGAUCUCCAUGGCCCGGAUUAUAUCAGUGAGUUCAAACUGGCCCCAAACCAGACAAAAGAGCUUGAAGAAAAGGUUGUGGAGCUUCAUAAAACAUAUAGAUCCAUGACUCCAGCCCAAGCAGACCUGGAAUUUCUUGAGAAUGCAAAAAAACUGUCUAUGUAUGGAGUCGACCUUCACCAAGCCAAGGACUUGGAAGGAGUGGAUAUCACUCUGGGAGUCUGUUCCAGUGGCCUUCUUGUUUACAAAGAUAAGCUGAGAAUCAACCGCUUCCCGUGGCCCAAAGUCCUGAAGAUUUCCUACAAACGCAGCAGCUUCUUCAUAAAGAUUCGGCCAGGGGAGCAAGAACAUUAUGAAAGUACAAUUGGGUUCAAGCUACCAAGUUACCGGGCAGCAAAGAAGCUGUGGAAAGUAUGUGUUGAACAUCACACCUUCUUCAGGCUGACUUCCACCGAGGCCAUCCCCAAGAGCAGGUUCCUGGCGCUGGGCUCCAAGUUCCGCUACAGCGGCCGGACGCAGGCUCAGACACGGCAGGCGAGCGCCCUGAUCGACCGCCCUGCGCCCCAGUUCGAGCGCACGGCCAGCAAGAGAGCGUCCAGGAGCCUCGAUGGAGCUAAACGUGCGACUCAAAGGGUUGAGUUCAGAACCGUAGAGGAAGAGAAGCAGAAGGAGGUGGUGGUGGUUGAGGUUCCUGAACCAAAACCUGCGGAUCAGAUCCGAGAGAAGCCAGCCAAACACACUCUUGAAACUUCUGAAAUGAAACCCAUUGCAGAGGAGGAAGAGGAGGAGAAGGUAGAGGUGGUUAAGGUUCCUGUUGUCAAGCCAAAGUCAGCUGAGCUGGUGCAGCUGCGGUCAGCCAAACGUGAUCUUGGCAGUACUGAGAUAAGCCCAAUUGAAGAGGAGGAGGAGGAGGAGGAAGAGAAAAUGAUGGUGGUGAGAGAACUAGAGCCAUUGCCAAAGGAGUCAGCAGUGGCUGUGAUAACCCCAGAGCGGAGUCCCCGGCCCACCUCAGCUCCAGCCAUCGCUCAGAGCCACCCUGCAGAGCCAGCCCCAGCUAAGCCUGAUGUCAAGGAUGUGGCCACAUCUAAAGUAGGGAAGGAAACAGCAAAAUGUGAUGUGAGACGUGAAGAGUUUCCUCCAGAGAAACCCAAGGAGCCAGUGGAUGCCUCAAGGGUGAGGAAAACACACAUUGAGGUCACAGUCCCCACCAUGAAUGGUGCUCAGCCCCAGCAGCAGCAGCCUGCAGAAAAAGAGGAAGAGCUGAUAAGAAUGAGGAAGAAGAGAUCAAAGAGGCUAGAUGGUGAAAACAUUUAUAUCAGGCAUAGCAAUUUAAUGUUGGAGGAUCUAGAUAAGACCCAGGAAGAAAUAAAGAAGCACCAUGCCAACAUCAGUGAGUUGAAGAAGAACUUCAUGGAGUCCAUCCCAGAUCCUCGGCCGAGUGAGUGGGACAAACGUUUGUCCACCCACUCCCCUUUCCGAAGCCUCAACGUCAACGGGCAGAUUCCCACGGGAGCGGAUGGAGUGAGUACCUCGGUCAAGAAAGUCACUGUCCCAUCUUCUGAGAGACAGAACAUGAGUGACUUUGUCUCCCAAGAGGAUGUGGCUGCAGUGGCAGAGUGGAGCAGUUUUAACACUGGCUUUGCGUGGGAGGGCUCAAAGCAGUCGGUAGUUUUUAGUGAGACUCCAGUGCCAAAGCCUUCUCCCAGCUGGCACUUUGGUACUUCCUCCCUAAGCAGCGAGGAGGAGGAGGAGGAGCAGGAGGAGGCAGUUCCCAGCCACUCCACCAGCGAGGAGGACCUGACAUAUGGACAGGGGGUUUGUGUGGAUGUGGAGAAGGACUCGGAGCUCUCUGAGCCAGAGCCCCCCCCCAGCCCUGCCGCACUUCCCCAGCAGCCCUGGGGAGGAGAGGAGGAGGAGGAGGUGGCAGAGGAUGGUGAAGACAGUUUUGCCAUUAGAAAGCCACGUGGCGAGUGUCCCAAGCCAGAUGCUCCUAACGGGCUGCCGGAGCUCAUUCGCUGCUUCCAGCCCCCGCUAGUGAAGACACAGACUGUCACCAUCUCUGAUGUGUCCAGCGCUGUCAAAAGCGAAAUUCCCACAAAAGAAGUCCCUAUUGUCCACACAGAGACAAAGACCAUCACCUACGAGGCUGCACAGACAGAUGGUGGCAAUGGGGAUUUGGACCCUGGCAUCCUGCUGACUGCCCAGACCAUCACUUCAGAAACCACCAGCAGCACCACCACCACCCAGAUCACCAAGACUGUGAAAGGUGGCAUUUCAGAGACACGGAUUGAGAAGAGGAUUGUCAUCACAGGAGAUGCAGAUGUAGAUCAUGACCAGGUCCUGGCGCAGGCGAUCAAGGCUGCCAAGGAGCAGCACCCAGACAUGUCGGUGACCAAAGUGGUUGUGCACCAGGAGACAGAGAUUGCAGAGGAGUAGCCGGGCUGUGAAACAUUCCUGCCUACACCACCACCAGGAAAAAGAAACCCAGCAAAACUACCAAGAAACUACCUGGAGCACAAAGACCUCGGAUUUCAGACUUGACACUCAGAGACAUUCAUAUCAUAUAUUAAGAGUUGCGCUUUUGACGUUUUACUUGGGAUUUUUCCAGACUCCACUGGAUCCUAUUGGAUAUAGGGUUUUGUUUUAUUGUUUUGUUUUUUUUUAAAUAUCUAUUGUGACAGAAAUAUGCCAUAUUUCUAACUGUACUGAACAUUUUUUACAGGUUUUCAAUUUUGCAUUCCCUCUCACACAAAGCCUCUUCAGACACAGAAUCCCACCUCGCAGGGCUCCAGGGCUCCCUGUUUUAACUUGUAUUCCCUCUGCCUCGUCAGGGAUAACAGAGCUGUAUCCGUGCACAUUCCCAGUGCAGGAUCCGUAUGCGCCUUCACAAAGCCAUGUGUCCUUCUUCCAGGAGAGUCAGUUUAAAGAGUCAGACUUUGUGCAGCAUUUCCGAUUGCCUCUGGAUUAUUUUUGUAGCUCUGGGGAGCUCCAGCCCCACUGCAACCCCUGGGCUGCUCUGAGCUCCCUCCCACUGGUUUCCAGCCCUGAUGUGUGAUCACAGUAGGGUUUUGUGGUGUAGCCUAUGCAAACAUGGGAAUAGUUGACUAGAUUUAAGGAAUACUGGAAGUUGCUUCAAGUAUCUUAUACUGUGAAUUUUAGAGCUUUAAGAGGACUGUGAUAGCAUCUCGCCUUCUUCCCGUGUGUCUCUGCUGAGUGCUCCCCACCCGUUUGUGUUUUCUAGAUACCAUUAAAUUAAAACACCCUUAGAAGUGUGUGUUUAAGGUGUUUGGACUCUGGAUGCUAUUAAGGUAGCCUUGUGCAGCAUUCACAGGAACUGAGCUUGUCAUUGUCGUAGUUUUUCACUUGUUUGUGUUCAUGAUUUUUAAAUUAGGGAGGGUUUUUUUUGGUAAGUCAUGGGUUGGUUUUUUUUCCUCCCCUCACAGUGCUAUUUAAAGCUGAACACGUUACCCAUUUCCCAGAGCGUGUAUCCUACUAUCAUUUAAUUUAAACUCCUUUAGACAAUCCUUCCUAGGCCUGCAAGCUGUAUUUGGAGAGACUGAACAAGGAAUUUCAGGAGGUAUCAGGUGUUGCUGGUUGUGAUAGAGCCAAACCACGUGGGAAGUGUUGGCAUUCUGUCUUCCACGCUGGCCUGAGGGUCUGGGUUUGGCUUCAUGACCCCCUUGCUGGAAUGAAAUAUCAGGGUGAUUGUCUGAAUCUUGAGGCUGAUCUUACAGACCCCCAGCACAGAGGGGGUGAUGUAAAAACAUGAUUUCAGGGGCUGAGUGUGCUCCCACUGCUGCUCUCUCAGCUUCAUGGGAAUGUUCUUCCCUGCUUUGUCCUUCCACUAUUUAAAUUCAAGAUUCAAGAAGCAAAAAACCAACCAAGCUCUGUAAAGAGUCUGCCCAGACACUUGUGAACACUUUAGUCCACUAGAGGUUGUGAUUUGAUUUUUUUCUAUAUAUAUAACUACACACACACACAUAUAUAUAUAUAUAUGUAUAUAGUGUGGUACAGUGGUAGCUGAGGGCAGGGAGUGCUCUGCUCCUCAGGAUGGGAAGAAAAUGGCAAUAAAGAGAAAAGCUCUCCAGUUUUAAAUUUGAAUAAUGUAUUUCAGAAGCCGUGGAUUUAGCUCAGGCUGCAAGGACUCCACUGUUUAACUGCAAACAGCUCUGGAGCUACACUGGGGCUGGUGCAGCUUCUCAGCUUCAGGUGCAAUUUUUAAUUAAGCUGUCAGUAUUGAUUGGAGACUGCUGGAGCUGCUGGGUUUUGGCUCUCUUUGAGCCUUGCUGGCCCUGGGCCCCCUCCCAGGAUGCUCUGCCUUCCUCAGGGCAUCGUGCUCUGGGAGUUUAGGGAGUCCUGGGCUGUAGUGCAGAGAUUAAGUCUUCCUAUCCAUAUCUGAAAAGCCCUUUCCUUCCUUACUCUGCCACACGGGCCCUGGAAGGGGUCUGUGUUUCUGCUGUCCUCAACUUAGUCAGGUAUUGCUUGCCUUAAACACUCAUCAUGCUGGGCACCCUCUGGCACUGCCCUUUUUCUGGGAAUUGAAUUCUUCGCCACUCAGUCCUUCCUUCUCACAUGCAGCAGCCACCUGAGGAGUGAAGGGGCACGUGGAGCAGUGGCUGAGAGGAUUUCUGGGCUUCACCAGGCAGAGCCAACAUGAUAAAUUAAGUUUGUCUAUAGCACUUAAAGGCACUUGGCUGUCAGAGAAUUCAGGGGAAUGUGGUCCCUGGGUGUUCCCUUGGGCACGAUGAGUGGGACAGAAUCCCCCAAGCAGGGGAUUUCUGGGGUGAGAAAUCUGCUGGCAGGAGAGGUGUUUCCUUUCCCAAAGGAUGUGCUCACUGUGGCUGCAGAUGUCCCUUGUUAAAGGGCCCAUAGACUAGAAUAACCCUAUUUUUAUUUUUUCCCUGGAUUUUGGGUGGCUGAUUGUGGCAGGCUCUCCAUCUUCACACUUCCCCCUGCUGAGUUCUUGCUUCUCCUGGAGAGAUUUAAAGAAGUCAUGGCCUCUUGUGCCAUUUGCCAUCACCUGCUGUCUGACCUCAGGGGUUUCCAGCCCCGCUCCUGCCAACGCGGUGCCCGAGCCCAGGAGCUGGACAGGAGCCUGGGAAGAAGAUACAAGUAAAAAAAGCAGAAGAAGCUUCUCUCACCCUCAGCCAAGGCCGUGGUGGGGCUGCCCACUCCCACCUCUGCUGGGAUUUAACAUCCUUGGCUCUGAGUGUGCUGUGUCAGCUCUAGGGACAAACCAGCUAAGUAAGGUCUAUUUAUAUGAAUGUUCCCAGCUCUUCCCACUCCACAAAUUCACCCAGAGACUGUCUUGAUUGUAUAAUAUACAUUAUAUGGAAGCUAUUUAUAUAUGAAUGAAUGUUUUUAUAGAAAGGAAGGCAAGGAGCUCCUGUUCUCCUCCAUUAAACUGGAACAGCAGCUCCAGUUGCCCAAUAGCAAUCCCUGACCAACAGAGAUGUGUUAGCAAAGGACUGACUGAUUUCUGGUUUUAAUAAACUGUGGUUUGCUGAUUUUCCUAAUUGUACAAUUACCUUAAGAAGUAGUAGUGUCCCAACCUUAGAGAUGAAACUUGUAAAAAACUACAAAAAAAAAAAAAUUAGUUGAGAAGAUGAAGGAGCUUUGUAAAUUUUUUUUAAGGCAAUUGUGAAUUGUCUAGGUUAGGCAUUUACACUCUUUAUAAAAAUAGGAACUUUUAAAGUUGGCAAAACUUUCUAGAUCAACUAGUGAUGGGAGCUGUUAUUUUGGAUUUUCAUAGCAAAUCAAAGGGAAAGUUGCCAUAGCAUUUAGGCAGACCUAAGUGUUCAGUAUUGCUUCUUGUAUUGCAUUUUUCAAUAAAUUUUCAAACAAAA